AAACCCUCCAACAUCCAUUGUUUUUAUAUCACGUUGCGGGAUACAAAGCCGCUGUUAUCUUUCAUAAAAAGUGCAUUUCUCUUUCAAGAAUACCCCUUUUUAUGCUGUAAUAUAUAAUUUCUUGUUUUUGAGAAGAAAUUGAGGUUAUGCUGCUCAGGAGAUUUUCGAGGAGGCUUUUCUGCACCAAACCACCCCCAGGAGGGUCUUCUAAUGUGCAAGAAUUGCUAGACAAUGCCGCCACCUUCGAGGAUAUUACCCCAAAGACGCCUGACGAUGAGUGGGCAACACUUCCCUAUCCAGAAGGGACUUCUUAUAGGCAGAGUCAAGCGGCAAAGUCUCGAAAACCUAAAAAGGAUCCUAGGAAAACAUCUAUUAUUCUCUUCCCGGGCCAAGGAGCGCAAUUCGUAGGAAUGGGGAAAGAUCUGGUGAAGAUUCCCUCAGCAAAGGACAUGUUUAGUCUCGCUAGCGAGAUUCUGAAAUUUGAUGUCUUAAAGGUGUGUCUCGAGGGUCCUGUUGCGAAAUUAAACAGCACGCGGUAUUGCCAGCCGGCUGUUCUUGUGGCCUCACUGGCAGCACUUGAGAAACUCAAAGAAGAGCGUCCGGCAGCUAUAGAUGAGUGUUAUGCGACUGCGGGCUUCAGUCUGGGCGAGAUCACCGCACUGAUCUUCGCCGGAAGCAUUCCUUUCGACCAGGGCUUGAGACUGGUGCAAGUGAGAGCAGAAGCCAUGCAAUUGGCCAGUGACGCUGCUGCCGGCGGAAUGGCGACUGUUCUGUACGGUCCGGAUUCAAAAGUGGGCCAGGCCUGCCUCCGUGCCAAGGAAUGGUGCAUCGAGCGAGGUGUGGAGAAUCCCGAGUGUCUGGUGGCCAACUAUCUCUAUCCUCACUGCAAAGUUGUGGCUGGCAGCGAGGAAGCUCUCAAGUUCCUUGAGACAAGCGCAAAGGAAUUCGGCUUGAGGCGGGUCAAGCGACUGCCCGUGAGUGGAGCCUUCCACUCGUCCCUCAUGGAGGCCGCUGUGCUGCCCUUCCGUCGUGCUCUGGACAAGAUUGAACUCUCAGAUCCGCUGAUUAGUGUGCACUCAAAUGUCGAUGGGAAGCGAUAUCGUGGCGCCGAACACGUGAGAAAGCAGCUGCCCAAGCAGAUCGUCAGACCUGUGAGGUGGGAACAGACGCUGCACAUCCUGUACGAAAGGGCGCAAGGGACUUACUUCCCCAGGACCUUUGAAGUGGGCCCAGGGCGAGCCCUCACCACAAUCCUCAAGCAAGUGAACGCCAAAGCGGCAGAUCACGCCUUCAAUAUCUCUCCGUGAGACUAUUUUUGUAGUAAAACUCUAGAA
Molecule: messenger RNA, 1334 nt
Organism: Phlebotomus argentipes
Lineage: Eukaryota; Metazoa; Arthropoda; Insecta; Diptera; Psychodidae
Gene: beg
Product: probable malonyl-CoA-acyl carrier protein transacylase, mitochondrial
Exons: 3
Coding region: 147-1307 (386 amino acids)
Molecular function (GO): transferase activity
Source: RefSeq, a predicted model, not a curated record